Molecule: messenger RNA, 1422 nt
Organism: Cordyceps militaris CM01
Lineage: Eukaryota; Fungi; Ascomycota; Sordariomycetes; Hypocreales; Cordycipitaceae
Product: n-acetylglucosamine-6-phosphate deacetylase
Exons: 4
Coding region: 1-1422 (473 amino acids)
Biological process (GO): N-acetylglucosamine catabolic process
Molecular function (GO): N-acetylglucosamine-6-phosphate deacetylase activity
Source: RefSeq, a predicted model, not a curated record
AUGUCAUGUCGGUCCGGAUUGCACGUUGACCUUCGGGCGUCUCCAAUGCGCCAGUCCCUGCUCCGCUCAACAGUAACCACCGCUUUGCUCGGAGUCCCCACCCAGCCCACGAUGCCGGCCGUCAUCACCAAUGGCGCCCAGCCGCCGAACCAUGGACUGACAAAAUUUACCAACUGCCGCUUGUUGCGCGGCGACCGCCUGGUCCAGGCCGAUCUCUGGGUUAGCUCCGAGACGGGAAAAAUUGUCGAGAGCCAGACCGUCUUCUUUGACGACCUGGUGCUGCCCGCCGAGACGGUCGACCUGGGCGGCCGUAUCGUGUCCCCCGGCAUGAUUGAGUGCCAGCUCAACGGCGCGUUCGGCUUCAACUUUUCCACCCUGCUCGACGACAUGUCACAAUACGGCAAAAAGGUCAAGGAGUGCCAGAAGCUCCUGGUCCAGACGGGCGUCACAUCCUACAUCCCCACCAUUACCAGCCAACGACCGGAGCUCUACCAAAAGGCGCUUCCCUUUCUGGGUCCAUCAGGGCGCUCGCACGCGGCCGAAGACGGUGCCGAGUCGCUUGGCGCCCACUGCGAGGGGCCCUUUCUUAACCCGACCAAGAAUGGCGUGCACAAUGUCGACGUGCUGAUCGAGGCUCAGACCUUUGCUGAUCUCGAGGCCUGCUACGGCGCGGAGAACCUGUCCCCCGCCACGCCGGGUGGCGUUAUCCCCGUCAAGAUGAUCACGGCGGCGCCCGAGCGCGGCAACAUGAUGAGCCUCAUCCCCGACAUCACGGCGCGCGGCAUCCGCUACUCGGUUGGGCACUCAGAGGCCACCUACGAAGAGGCGUCGCAAGCCGUCGGGCAGGGCGCCACCAUGAUCACGCACCUGUUCAACGCCAUGCGCCCGCUGCACCACCGCAACCCGGGUAUCUUCGGCGUGCUGGGCGAGGCCGAGAGCCUCCCCCGCCCGUACUUUGGCGUCAUUGCCGACGGCAUCCACUUGCACCCCACGACCAUCAAGAUUGCCUUUAAUGCCCACCCGGAGGGCUUCAUCCUUGUCACCGACGCCAUGCACCUGGUCGGCCUGCCGGACGGCGCGUACCCGUGGACCAACGGCGAGACGACGGCCAAUAUUAUCAAAAAAGGCUCCAAGCUGCUGCUGGAGAACUCUGACACCAUUGCUGGAAGCUCCAUCACUCUGCUAGAGUGCGUCAACAACUUCCUUGAGUGGUCGGGCGAGGGCAUCCCGCAGGCGCUCAAGGCUGUCACAGCCUCGCCGGCCGCCAUGAUGGGUCUGCAGGGCGUCAAGGGCUCGCUGGAAGCCGGCGCGGAUGCGGAUUUGCUCAUCUUUUCCGAGGAGACGACGACCAACGGGCACCACAAGCUGAUCCUGGACGAGGUGUGGAAGUUUGGCACGCGCCUGCCCAAGGUUCAUGCAUAG